UUGUUUGUUUAGCUUCGUGAGACAAUCCAUGCGUCGCAAUGGCUUGCGCACUUUCUCGCAAGGCGUUGAUUUGCGCGGGCCUUUGGCGCUGUCCGUGACGCAGCGCGAGGGUGGAGCAAAGCCACCCCGCAGGCCGCGGCAGCUGCUGCACAGUGCCGCCACAGGCCCGCCUCUGGAAUCGCUGGAGGAUGGUAACGACGACGCUGAGGUGUCGGACAUUCUCAUGGAGCGCACUUUGCAGCUGGUGGCGCUGUUGCGUUACGCAGAGGAGGUGAAGGCGCCGAAAGGCGUUCCAUGUGAGGGCAAGGUGGUGAGCUUUGACAAUACACUGGCUUUCCUCCGCCGCUACCGGAAGUUUGUGAAGCAGCUGGGUUCCGAGCUGGCUUUGCCUCAGGUGACAUUCCAUUGGACUGCUGAAGAAAACUUUCAGAGCAUCGUGGAGAGCAACUUGAAGGUGCCCAACGCUGAUUCCAGUGGUGUCAAGAAGAAGCACGGGGCAGCCUUCGGCCGCGGUAUCUACACCGCCCCAGACUACAAGAUGGCAAAGGAGGACUUCUCCUAUGGCGCGAGCACCACCUUCGCCUGCCUGGCCAUCACAGGUCGGCAGAUGACACGGCAGCAUGGCAAGGGCCACGGGCUUUCCGACUGCCGCGGCGCAGACUUUGAGAGCGUGGUGGGGCGGCUGCCGGGAAGGAACUGCGUCACUUGGGUGCUUCCAUCCAGCGAUCAGAUUCUUCCCUGCUUCCUGGUGGAUGAAGUUGCUAUUCCCGCAGCUGUCGCAAAGCUCCGAGAAGCCAUACUGCUGAUACGCGAGCCCUGGCCAGAAGCCCCCUCGCCAGCGCCAUCCGAGCUGGCUGGGAUGGAGGGCCUGGAUACGGACGAGCGUGUGCCAGAUUGCCCCCAAGAUUCCAUGGGAUCACGCUGGCGGCGCGCGGACAGAGGCUACAGCGCCGCAGCUGCAUGCCCCGACCGAGAGGAUGAGACAGAUGCAAAGGAGGAUGGCAACAGCAACGAGGUGCCGUAUGGAGGUGACCUUCAAGCCGCCAUGCGGGCACAGGACCGAUCUGCCAUCAAGCUGCUCAUGGCCUUGCGUGAUGCCAAGGCCACCAGCCAGGCCACCGCCAAAGGCGGUCGGCGCUGGGGAGCGCGGAACGAGGCACCGCGGUCCGUGGGCCUUGUGCAGAAAUGCGGGGAUUUGCUGCAAGCGAGCGAGGACUUCAUUGUGCAUCAAUGCAACUGUGUAUAUUCUGGCGCAGCACAAGGAAUAGCUGAGGCCAUUUUCAAUGCCUUCCCCGCUGCAGAUGCCUACAGGAGUCGAGCAGAGCAAGGCCGUCCGCAUGACAUACCAGGCACUAUCAGCGUUCACGGCCGCAUUGUGAAUGUGUAUGGCCAGUUGCUUCCAGGCCGCCCAGUCGACGACGCGCCUUCAGGGGGCUGGUCUGGCACCGGACGCUUCGUGACGGCAGCGAAGGCUGCUGAGGACACACGUUCCAAUCGCUUGAAGUGGUUCGAGCAGUGCCUGGAUGCGUUGCCAAAGAACCUGCCUUCCCGCUGCAGUGUUGCCUUCCCUGCUCGAAUUGGCUGUGGCCUUGCUGGGGGCGAUUGGUCACGGUACCUUGCGGCUUUAAAGCGAUUCAGCGAGGCGUGCCCGAACUGGCAAGUGGCCAUUUACGACAUUGAGAGUUGCCAACCUGAGCCUCCAGCCAAACCGAUGACACCCCUUAUUCGCGACGUAAAGCCAAAAGACCGCGGGUCCGCGGGUCAGUUGCCCAGCUCUGCAUUCUGGAGCAAUGCCGUGUUCGAAGUUCUGAGAGGUGGCGAGUGGGUUGCCUACUCCAAGGCUCUCCAAGCUGAGCUUCGCUCUGCAUUGCAACGAGAGGAUGAUUGCAGGGAAAUCAUGGUGGACAAUGAAAGGCGGCAGGCGCUGUCCAUGCUGGCGGAAGUGGGCGCAUGUCCGAGGUCGCUCGGAGGUGGUGUCGAGUCCAAAGCUUUGGGCCUGCGCGUCCACUUGGACGGUGACAGCGGCCCCGAAGAAGUCGAUUUGGCUCCGCUAGUUCGCGCAGCAGACCACGGCGAAUCAGAUGGCGCUUGCGGCAAAUCUGCUGUGCGUUUGUGGCUUCCGGCAGUGCGCGAAGGUGAGCUGCGCUUGCCAGCGGAUCUAGACAUCGGUGCCAGUCCCACACCCCGCGAGUGCGGCUGCGUGGCUGAGCCCCCGCAAUCCGAUGCCUGCGGCAUUUGCCUGGGAGAGCUGAAGCGCCGUCCGAUGGCUGUGCUGCGGCUGCAUUGUGGCCACUUCUUCCAUGAAGCCUGUUUGGAGCGGUGGUUCGAGGAGCGGAGGCGAUGCCCUAGCUGCAAGAGGCGCUUUGGCCAUUUGGUGGGCAACCAGCCGAGUAUUGGUACUAUGAGCUGGCGACUGGACAGUCGUGUCCGGCUUUCUGGACAUCCAGACAGCUUCACAAUAGUGAUGAGCUUUCGUUUUCCAGCAGGACGAGAUGCUAAUGGAGAGUCCUAUGUUGGCCGGACACAGCAAGCAUUUCUUCCACAUGAUGAGAAGGGAAAGCUGCUUCUGGCACUAUUUCAGCUUGGCUUUAGGCGACGCGUGCUAUUCGAUCUACGUGUCUCUGCUACCGAGAACAAGUAUUGGCCUGCUUUCAACAUCCACCUCAAAACAGCAGUUUCUGGCGGGCCUGAGCGGUUUGGCUUUCCAGAUGAUGGCUAUGGUCAGCGAGUGCUGGAGGAGCUGCGAGAGAACGGCGUGACAAUCGCUGAGCUGUGACUUGACCGACCAUCAAGCUGCGUUGCAUCAUUGUGUAUUGCUAAAUUAGCUAGGUAUACCAAAUAUGUGGCCAACAUUAUUGCCUUGAGAUAAUGUGUUGGUGCGCAUUUUCUAGACGGGUUCGUCCUGUCUGACGGACUCCAGACUCCACGUGGCAGUACAGAGGGGUCUGCUUGCGGUGUUCACCUUUGGUUGACGCCUGGUGCUGGUUGCCU
Effrenium voratum is the source of this 2991-nucleotide messenger RNA. NCBI's taxonomy places the organism in Eukaryota, Dinophyceae, Suessiales, Symbiodiniaceae. The record is from the annotation of a GenBank genome assembly.